UGAUGCUGCUCAGGUCGAGUCUGUAAGCGGAUGGAUGCUUGAUCACAGCUGGCGGCAGCUGCGAGCAAUAGUGCAUCAACGCACGCAAUAGCACGAGCGCGCGCAAGAGCACUAACGCACGCAAUAACAGCAACGCGCGCAAUAACGCGCGCCACAAAGCAGGAAACAACGCACGCGAACAACAGCGACGAAUAGGUGCGCUAUAGCAGUUAGUGUGGGCCUCCGGAUGUACCUACCUACUUACAGUCGGGUACCUUCACCCCCCUGGCCAAGCCCGUCAAGCUGCCCAUCAUCAGGGCAUCAGGGUGCAUCAGUGGGUUCACUUGUCAGUGCAGGCGCGGUAAGUGAUCGCCGACUAGAGACCCUCAUCUUGUUGGGCCGAGUGCGAUCAUGUCAGGUUGCUACAGAGUAUAUAAAAAGGGCAGGAACUACUUCGUACAGUAUACCAUCAUGAGUGGACAUGCGAUAUCACGACACUGUGAAAGUUGCCUCGCAUUUGAGUCAUCAUGGGCAUGUUACACUGCAGCCUUGCCGUGGUGGCGGCUACGACGCUGAUCGCCCAGGCUGUCGGUAAGCCCGUUGAGCCACAACCCACGCCAGGAACGACUUACACGCCGAGAUCCAAGGGGCCCCUACUGCAGGACUUUGAUGCCCUCGGCGCCUGGUUCGACGGGGUAGCGGCGAUAAACAGUACUUCGGCUCCUCACAAGAACAAGAACAAUGCCACCAUUGCCAUCGUGGGAGGCGGCGUCACGGGCUUGGCCACGGCGCUGAUGCUCGACAGCGUGGGCGUGCGCAACUGGGAGAUCCUCGAAGCAAGCGAGCGCAUCGGGGGAAGGUUUCGCACCAUCUUCGUGGGCGGGACGCAGGAGUUUGCCGAGAUGGGACCCAUGAGGCUGCCGUACAGGAUCCGGUACAAGAGCGACAACUCGACACAUGAAUACACCGACCACAUGAUGACAUUUCAACUAGCGGACUGGCUGAAUGAGCUCAACGGGAACAACCAGAGCUUGAAAGUGGACUUCAUCCCGUGGAUUCAACACCAUCCAAACGAGCUCAUUGCGACGGGCACAGGGAGGCAUCCCGACGGACGAGUGCCCACCCGCGCUGAGAUUGCCGCCGACCCGAGUCUAGGAAAGCCCCCUCCUAUGACAUCUCUCGAGUACAAGGACACCAAAAACAAGAUGAACCAUAUUCUCAAAGACGAGACGACACUGAGGGCCAUCCAAAAGGACAUUUGGCGCGCCCACAAAAAGGCAAUGGACCAUGGCCUUGACGACUGGAGCGAACAGGCCAUGAUGCGACACGUCUUCAAGGCGAGCGAGAACGUGACCGACGCCAUCUGGACGGCAACCGACUACGACGUGUUCUGGGACGAAAUGGUGCACAACUCUAAUCUUGCACAGGACGGAGGGGCCGACUCCCUGGGAGAGACGGAGUGGAAAUGCGUCGACGGCGGGUUCAACCGACUGUCGGACGCGUUCUUACCGCAUGUCUCAAACCGACUCACACUGAAUCGGAAGAUCUCAAAGCUUGAGACGGUGUCAAAGGCAACGGGCGGAAUCAAGACCCGUCUGUCAUGGCACGCCGGCUCGGGAGCCAACCGCACAAGGCACUCCAAGGACUACGACUACACCAUCAUGGCCGUGCCGUUCACGAUGACGCGCUUCAUGGACCUUCCCAACUUCUCGUCCGUGCUGAGCCGAGCCAUCAGCGAGCCCGGGCUGCGAUUCAAGUCCGCCUGCAAGGUCUCCCUGCUCUUCCGCGAGCGCUUCUGGGAACAGGGCGAGCGGCCCAUCCUAGGCGGCUACUCGAUGCCCGAGAGCCUGGCCGUGGGGGCCCUCUACUACCCCGUGUACGGGCUCAACGAGACGGGCCGCCCGGGGCUCAUCACGCACUACCGCGGCGGCGACUGGAGCGACCGCUUCGUGAGCAUGACGGACGCGCAGCACGCGGAGCUCGUGCUCGACGCGAUAGUCAGCCUCCACGGGGAGUCGGCGCGGGAGCUGUACACGGGGGACUACGCGCGGCUGUGCUGGCUCGAGGACGAGCAUACGGCGACGGCGUGGUGCCGGCCGGACGUGGCCCAGCACAAGCUGUACAUACCCGCGUAUCACCGGACGGAGCACAAUACCAUCUUUGUGGGCGAGCACACGGCGCCGACGCAUGCGUGGAUCAGCUCGUCGCUGCACUCGGCGGUGCGAGGGGCGGUGCAGCUCUUGCUGGAGAUGGGUAUGGUGGACGAGGCGAAGACGCUCAACCAGCGGUGGAUGGGCAGGUGGAUUAGCACGCAAUGAAGGUAUUACAUGACUGUGUACGAUGCGUGAUCAUAUGGCCAAAAUAGAUGGAAGAGUUACAUAGUAGAGGGCACACAAACAAUGUGAGAUAUCUUUGAUGUUCAGAUCGGCUUCACAUUGAUAUGUGGCGUUUAACAUUCAGUCUUCGUUAUAAAAGCGG
Messenger RNA from Purpureocillium takamizusanense, 2457 nucleotides. RefSeq lists its product as uncharacterized. The transcript has 2 exons. NCBI's taxonomy places the organism in Eukaryota, Fungi, Ascomycota, Sordariomycetes, Hypocreales, Ophiocordycipitaceae. Gene Ontology annotation, biological process: amino acid catabolic process. The record is from RefSeq and is a predicted model, not a curated record. Bases 507 to 2297 code for a protein of 596 amino acids. Gene Ontology annotation, molecular function: L-amino-acid oxidase activity; polyamine oxidase activity.